CUACUUCCGGUUCCCGGGUCUUGGUAGUUGUUUUUCUUUUCUCUUCCGGCUGUUCGGGCGCGGAAAGACUAAGGCGCGGAUUUUGAAGAGACAGGGAAGAGCCGAGGAAGCGUUUAGGCGGCUGACGGAUCCAGAAGGGGAUGAAACCACACGCGUUGUGGUAAACUCUGUUGACUAUGUAUCAUUGUAAUUGGUUUAGAUCGAGAUGUCUGGUAAAGCAAAUUAUUCUAAGAAAAAAUCUCAACAAUUAAAAAGAAAUUCAAAACAAAGAGCUGAUAAGGAAGUGGAUUUGCCAGAGAAUGAGGUUGGAAACACAGCAAAAAGGAAUAAAAGUCAUUCAGCACGUCGAUCCUCUAAAGGAACAGGACAAGCAAAAUCUAAUCUAAAACAAGUAAAAAUAACAUCCAAUAAGAGAACAACCUGGCAACCUCUUCCGAAAAAUACUGAAGAGUAUUUGCGAAGUGUGAUGGAAUCAGUAAUUCUAGAAGUUUUAAACAAAAACAUUAAAAGAAAGACACAAGUUCAGUAUCAUCUUAACUACUUAAAGGAAAGAUUACUGCAACAGUGUGGAACACUGAAAGUCCCUUCCAGAAAGUUGAACUAUUCAACUGAUGUUUCUAAUCUGCUGAAAAUGGAAAGAGCACAGGAAAGAGCUAAUGAAGAGGACCUGGCUUUACUGCAGGAAGAAAUAGACAAAAUCGUAAAGACCACAGAGUCAGUGACUGAGAGUAUUCAGAGCCUAAAGAACAAAGUUCAAAUUUUGACAAAUGAAGUAAAGGAAGAAGAACAGAAGGUGAAACAGGAAUUUAACAUCGUUAGUAAUAAGGUAUUGGCUCUUCCAGAACUCUCUGAGAAAAGUCUUAAAGCACCCAUACUUCAAAAAGAAAUUUUGGCACUAAUUCCAAACCAGAAUGCUCUUCUGAAGGACUUGGAUGUUCUUCAUAGUUCAGCCCCAGUGAAGAACAUGGCAGCAUUCAUUCAAGAAGCAUAUCAGAAACUUGAUGGCUCCUAAAGAGCUGGUUUUUGUUUUUCUUUUAAGCAUUGUUACAUAUUAACUUAUUGUUCAUGAAUGGUAAAACUUUUUAAACAGUCUUACUACUGUUUGUAGCCUAGACUGGUUCAAAACUUACUAUAUCGCCCAGAUUGGCCUGAACUUAGAGAAAUUCUGCUUCUGCAUUUUGAGUGCUGGAAUUACAAGCAUGAGCUGCACAUCUGGCCCAAAGCUAUACAACUUAACUGCAGUAAUACUACAAAGCUGAUGUGUCUGCAGAGCACUUAUCCUCUGUUAUCUACUUUAAAACUAGCUUUUGCAGGCCUACUAUUAGUAUCUAAUGUCCUAAAACAUUUUAUAGAAGUUGCUAAAUCUAGGAAAUAUAUACAUAUGUAAUUUUUUGCUAAAACUCUGCACUAAGAAUGAUUUUUUAAAAUUAAAU
This is a messenger RNA of Psammomys obesus (fat sand rat), 1433 nucleotides long. RefSeq names its product centromere protein Q (gene Cenpq). NCBI's taxonomy places the organism in Eukaryota, Metazoa, Chordata, Mammalia, Rodentia, Muridae. The record is from RefSeq and is a predicted model, not a curated record. The transcript has 9 exons. The coding region runs from base 206 to 1012 and encodes 268 amino acids.